UGAAGUUUUAACUUAAUAAUAAUUUCAUCUUUGUUGUAUUGUAUUUGAUAAAUAUAAACGAUAAUAUAAAAUUGGUAUAAACCGACGUUUAAUCUGCAAUAUUGUUGUAUCACAAUUUUAAAAUUAUAAUAUCUUUGUUAUCGCCAAUUUAAUAUUCCGAUAGUGUUCAUCCAGUUAUAGUAUUGACCGAAUAUUUAUUCUUAUAUUACAAGAUAGUUGUAACGUGCCCUACAUUUAUAAUACCUUACCUUUUCACCAAAUGGAAGAAAGUUCAGUGCUGAAAUCUUUGCUUUUCAAGGGAGUGACUUAGAUGAUUUGAUUUUGAUUGGAGUUUGCGGAGUUGUGUAAUGCUGUGUUUUACUUAAAACAUCAUUGUAAUGUAUACAUUUAUAGAAAUUAUUCUAAGCCUAGGAGUGCUGGGUACUCUUGUGACGAUCCUAUUGGCCUGUGUUUGCGGUUGUAAGAAUCAAAAUCAGAAAAGUGAGUUGGUUGGCACGGCUGGUGUAGUCAAAAUCCAUGUGGAUGAAGAAGCCAGGUCUCCAACGCCAACCACUCCUGCAUCUAUAAAGCGGGCUUCAACGCAAAACAGUCAGAGAAGCCUGCCCGAAAUACCACAUCCAGUGGGGCGACACGACAGUGGUGAUACUGCAUCAGAAAUAUAUGCUACCGUCAAUUUAGGUGAAGGUAGCAAGGCCUCGGCAACAGCUUCUUCAAGCCGAGAACAUCCAUACGAACAUGCAUAUGCGAAGCUGCAGAAUGAAAACACAAACAUUGAAGCGAGCACGGAUCACAGCUCGGAAGUCACCAUACAAAUCGAUGAACGCGUAGCUACUCCUAACGACGCAGAGUCAGCACCAAUAUCUGCGUCGGUGGCAAUAAGUGGCCAGCUGCCGUCGAGUCAAGAGCUGCCGUACAUAACGCCCCCCGCGCAUGUCUCGCCCCCGCGUUCGCCUGCCCCCGCACGCACCAACGACAAUGCGAACCAUUUUAGCGGGGACUCUACUGAUUCUGCGAAGGGCUACACAAGUAUAUCAGUUCGGGAACCGCUGAGCAAUAUCAGAGCACAGGGCAUCAACCAGCAACCAUUGGGACUUCAUCGACUUCAGACACACUAUGCCACAGUCUCCGAUGAUUCUGAUGAAAUGUACGCAGCGAUCGAAGAGGCGAGCAUGGGCGAAGGGUCGGACACGUACGCUCAGAUCGACACGAGGCUGAGGCGAUCUCCUGGCAGCCCGGACGGUGACCAGCGACAGACCGCGGUAACGCACGAAGUAGCGGUGCACGUGAGCAGAAGGAGUGCACCACCUGAGAUUGGAGCGUCUACAUCCAAUGCCACACAUUCUCGACAAGCAUCAAUGUCGUCAUGUUCUAAUUCAGCGGGUGCACUGGGCUCUCCAAAGCCAGAGAAGAGGCAGGCGAAUUCACCCCUCCCUCCCCCACCGCAAGUUAUGCAACAGAACGAUACGAAACACCACCGUAUCAACAGUGCCGGUGAUCUGCACUUCAACCAUGAUAAACUACGGAGGAGCUUGAACGAGAAACAUCAAAGAAACAAUAGCUGUGUUAGUUCAUCUGAUUUUUACGGUUGCAAUUAUCCAGUUGACAAACAUCGAUUUAGUUCCAGUGACCUAAUGAGACCUCUAGUUGCUAAAGAGCUCAAUUUUGACAUAGAUCAAAAGGACAACACUACAGACAAUCUUUAUAACUCAAUAGAUGGACCAACUUUUAGUGACUAUUCAUCUGCAGAUGCAAACACAAGUAUUAAUUCUGAACAAAGGGUAACAGAAAGUCCUUCUCGAAAUGUUGAAGAAAUGUAUGCAAAAGUUAUAAAGAAAUCAAAAAGCAAAGAGGAGAACAAAAAGGUUAAGGAUGAGGCUGACAAAAAUACGUUAAAAUAUCGAGGUGAUGAUCCGGGUUAUGAAACGAUUGACAGAAAACAAACUGCCAACCACGGAUAUGAGACUAUUGCCAGAAAAGAUCGGAAGAAUUCACAAAACCAAGAUCCUGGGUAUGAGACUGUCAAAGAUAUGGGUAAAACUGAUCAGAUUUAUAAUAGCAACAUGCUCAAAGUAAAUCAUUCAGCUGACAGUGGGCCUAAUAGCAUUGUUAGCAGUGAUCCGGGCUAUGAACAUAUUGCUAAAUGUGCUGAUCAGAACGUGUCCGACUCAGAUCCUAACUACGAAGUUCUUAGAAAUCAACCUCCUACUCCACCAUAUGCAACUAUAGCAUCUAAUUAUAAAGCGGCCCCUACUUAUUCUACAAUCAACAAAAGAACUGGCAAAUACAGUAAAAUAGCGAACAACAAUGAUGAAAUGGGAGAACCGAAUUAUGAAUCAAUGGGUAAUGAGCCUCUGUACACUACAGGGAGUGAAUCUGAUCCAAAUUAUGAAUCGGUCCGGCCAAAGGAAUCCAACUAUGAGAGGGUCCAACAAGAUCCCAAUUACGAAUCGUUACGAUGCAAAGAUUUCAGAUAUGAAUCUGUCAGAUCUCAAAAGGACCCUAACUAUGAAAGUGUUAAAUACUUCGAACUAUCUAAUAGGGAUCCACCUUACGAGAGAGUUGAAAAUGAUCGAGGUGAUGAUUCUGCUGUAGAGAGAUCUGAUUCUUCAGCAGGCUAUGAAAAAAUAAAUAUUAUGAACAACAAAGAAACAAAAAACAGUAUUAACAAUGGUGCGGAUGGCACUGUAAGUGAUUAUUUUCAAGUUUAGUAGCAAAUGUGUUUGAUACAGAUUUAAGACUUCUUUUUGAAUGAUAUACUUGAAUAGUUAUUUGAGAUUUAAUGUUAUGUUUUGCUAUUGAUUUUUUAACUGUUUUGGAACAAUGUAACCAAUUAAUGUAAUAAUAUUUGUACAGCGUAUGAUAUUAAAUUAUAUACUUAGGUACCUACCUAUAUUUCGGUAAAUA
Molecule: messenger RNA, 2904 nt
Organism: Leptidea sinapis
Lineage: Eukaryota; Metazoa; Arthropoda; Insecta; Lepidoptera; Pieridae
Exons: 11
Coding region: 378-2708 (776 amino acids)
Source: RefSeq, a predicted model, not a curated record